Oppiella nova is the source of this 702-nucleotide messenger RNA. The record is from the annotation of a GenBank genome assembly. NCBI's taxonomy places the organism in Eukaryota, Metazoa, Arthropoda, Arachnida, Sarcoptiformes, Oppiidae.
GUCAAAGCAUUUGUCAACACAACUGACGCCACAAUCAAAGGCAACACUCAGACGGUGUAUGUCAUAGCCGUGGCCUUUGAACUGUUGCCCCAAAACCUGAUCCCAUUGGCGGCCAACCAUUUAGUGGACAAUAUUAAGGCCCACGACUGGCACCUGACCACCGGAUUCAUUGGUGUGGGCUAUUUGUGUCCAACACUGAGCCGUUUGGGUCACUCGGAUGUGGCCUACCGUUUGCUAUUACAGGACACAUACCCCUCGUGGGGAUAUAGUAUUAAAUACAACGCGACCACUAUAUGGGAGCGUUGGGACGGAUGGACACAAGAAAAGGGAUUUCAAGACCCGGUUAUGAAUUCAUUCAAUCACUACUCCUUGGGAUCAGUCGGUCGAUGGCUCUUCCAAUCGGUGGCCGGUAUUGACACUCACGAGGAAGGCGUGGGAUUCAAGAGUAUAGUAAUCGCACCGAAACCCGGCGGUAAUCUCCAUAAAAUGACGGCUCGGUAUCAGUCUAUCAAUGGGUUAAUUGGGAUGAGUUGGGAGACUAACGGCGCGAACAUUACUUUAACAAUCGACAUUCCGGUCAAUACUAAAGCAUUCAUUGAUUUAUCAUUCCUGAAGCAACCCCUUCACACAAAUGUUGGCUCCGGUAGGUAUGUCUAUGAGGGCGAGUUGACACAACCAUUCAGUCAAAUAUUGGAUUCGUAU